Messenger RNA from Lucilia sericata (common green bottle fly), 657 nucleotides. RefSeq names its product enhancer of split mdelta protein (gene E(spl)mdelta-HLH). Gene Ontology annotation, biological process: regulation of transcription by RNA polymerase II; regulation of neurogenesis; anterior/posterior pattern specification. NCBI's taxonomy places the organism in Eukaryota, Metazoa, Arthropoda, Insecta, Diptera, Calliphoridae. The record is from RefSeq and is a predicted model, not a curated record. The transcript has a single exon. Gene Ontology annotation, cellular component: nucleus. Bases 87 to 611 code for a protein of 174 amino acids. Gene Ontology annotation, molecular function: protein dimerization activity; RNA polymerase II cis-regulatory region sequence-specific DNA binding; DNA-binding transcription factor activity, RNA polymerase II-specific.
UACAGUAAACAAGUCAGCACCAAGCCAGCAUUUAUUAAAUCUUGCUAAAUUUGAAGACAAACUUAUUAAUAAAUAACGAAAUAAAAAUGGCAGUUGAUGGACAAAAAUUCAUGACAAAAACCCAACAUUAUCGCAAAGUUACGAAACCUUUGUUAGAACGAAAACGCAGAGCCCGCAUGAAUCUCUAUUUGGAGGAACUUAAGGAAUUAAUAGUGGAUACCAUGGAGCAGCAGGGUGAACAUGUUAAUAAAUUGGAAAAAGCUGAUAUACUCGAAAUGACAGUUAGUUAUUUGAGAAAUCAAAAAGGAGUCGGAGCCAAUGAAACUGCAAAAAAUGACUUAACAAAACGUCCCUUAAAUGUGGAAAAAUUCCGUGAGGGCUAUACCCAGGCAGCUUAUGAGGUAUCCAAAGUAUUCUCUACAGUACCAGGAUUAAAUGUAGACUUUGGCACUAGACUCAUGAAACAUUUGGGUUAUCAACUUAAGGAUUUAAAACAACAAUUGUUUGCAACUAACAAUAACAAACAACAACAAGAACCCUUAAUUAUGAAAGAUCAAGAAAAUGAUAAUCAUUUGGAUAUAAAAGGUGAAGAUGUUUGGCGUCCUUGGUAAAAGGUCUUCUACUCAAAAACUUUACAUGAGCUUUAAUUCUUAAGAC